CAUAUAUUCCUGUCAAUUGGAAUUCACUUGAAUCAUCUCAUAGCCCAAUUAGACAACUCAAGAAUACAACCUCCACAUAAAUCACCAGCAACCACCAUCUGCGGCGGCGUACGGUGGCCCUCUCUUUUGCUCCUAUCUCUCUACUCUCUCUCAUACAGUACCCUCGAAACCUAAUAUGGAGUACGUCAACCCCGAAGGUCUUCGCCUAGAUGGUCGCCGUCCUAUGGAGAUGAGGCAGCUUCGUGGGGAGAUAGGCGUAGUCUCAAGAGCUGACGGGUCUGCAGUUUUUGAAAUGGGCAACACUAAGGUCAUUGCUGCGGUUUACGGUCCCAGAGAGAACUGCAUAGAGCAGCCGGUAACCUGGUAUGGGGAUUCACUCUAUGCAUCUGUUCUGAUGGUCCAAAAUAGGAGUCAACAAAUUAAUGACAAGGCACUGGUACGCUGUGAGUACAGCAUGGCUAAUUUCAGCACAGGAGAUCGCAUGAGGAAACCUAAGGGUGAUAGGCGGUCCACUGAAAUAUCAUUGGUCAUUCGCCAGACUAUGGAGGCCUGCAUAUUGACACACCUAAUGCCUCGUUCUCAGAUAGACAUUUUUGUCCAAGUUCUCCAAGCAGAUGGAGGAACACGAUCUGCAUGCAUAAAUGCAGCAACUCUGGCGCUUGCUGAUGCUGGUAUUCCAAUGCGUGAUAUUGUGACCUCAUGUGGUGCUGGAUACCUAAACGGGACUCCACUUCUAGAUCUGAACUAUGUGGAAGAUAGUGCUGGCGGGCCAGACGUUACAGUUGGCAUUUUGCCUAAGCUAGAUAAAGUCACCCUCCUUCAGAUGGAUGCUAAGCUACAAAUGGAUACUUUUGAGAAUGUGAUGCAACUUGCUAUAGAAGGUUGCAAAGCUGUGGCGAGUUAUGUACGAGAAAUAUUAUUGGAGAAUACGAAGCAGUUGGAGUCUCGUAGGGGCGUAUAAUUUGUUCCCAAGUAGAAGAUAUCUCAAAUAUAAGUGUCUUACUGGGCUCGUCUUGUUUGACGAUUUAGUUAUGACUUGCUAUUGCUUGUAUUUACUCGAGGUCUGAAAAUUUGAGGCUUUGGAUUUUUCUGUUUUUCUUUUCUUCUUUUCUUUUUGGUUUCAAAGUUGUUCGGCAGUAGAAAUUCUGGAACUAAAUUUUUGUGUAAUGAUUUUCUGGUGUUGAAGGACAUGUUAUAGUUUGGUCCCAAGUUGCUAGUUAUAAUCAGAAAUGGUAUUCAAGGUGCAUUAAUUUUUUGUUUGGAGUUUGCAUUUUUUUCCAAUUAAUGGUUAUCAAGAUGAUGUGUUUAUGAUGAAU
Striga asiatica is the source of this 1316-nucleotide messenger RNA. The record is from the annotation of a GenBank genome assembly. Lineage: Eukaryota; Viridiplantae; Streptophyta; Magnoliopsida; Lamiales; Orobanchaceae.